AUGUUUAAUAUAAUAUUAUUUGUCAUCAUAAUUGAUGUCAUAAAGGCUUUGAAUCGAGAUGUGAACACUUUCAGUAAUUAUCAUGAGAUUUAGAUCCACAAACUCCAUAUUGAAUGGUUAUUGGAUUUAAAUUAGAAGAUAAUCAAUGGCACAGCAGAAUAUCAUUUCAAUGUCAUCAAAAACAACAUCAAGGAAAUCCAUCUUGAUAUCUAUUAAUUAGAUAUUAUGAUUGCUUAUGAUCAAGCCACUGGAACAGUCCUUAAACAUGAAGUGGAAAACAUGGGAGAACAAUCCCUGAAACAAGGGGAUCGAUUGAAGAUCUACCUUCCAAAAUCUUACAAUAAUGGUGAUCAAGUUAAAUUGAGAAUCAAAUAUGGAGUAACCGAUAAAGCCAGAGCUCUAAGUUUCAUGACUAAAGAACAAACUGAAUCCAAAGUCCUACCAUAUUUGUAUUCAUAUUGCCAAGACAACAAUUGCAGAUCCAUGAUUCCAUUAUAAGACACUCCCAGUAUCAAACAGUACUUCAGUGCAUUGAUAUUGGUGAAAGAUCCUAGAAUCAAGGUUUACAUGACAGGAAAUCUCUUGGACGGAAGACCAUUCAAAAGAAUGAAUUCAUACUCUGAAUCCUUAACAGAAUAUCAUAUCUCAUUAGAUAUCAAAAUCCCAAGUUACCUUUUGGCAAUUGUGGCUGGUAACUUGGAAUAAAGAAAAGUGGGUAAUCAACAAACUAGUCGUUCAUAUGUUAUAACUGAGCCAACCAGCAUAGAUAAAGUAGCCAAGGAAUUGGAAUUCUUAUAAGACUAUGUUGAUGCUCUAGCAAAUUACAUUGGCCCAUAUGAAUGGGGAGAUUAUAAGAUAGUCAUAUUGCCACCAUCAUUCCCACUAGGAGGUAUGGAACAUCCACUUCUCACUUUUGCCAGUCCAACAAUUAUUGUAGGAGACAAAUCAGGAGUUGGCGUUGCCAUUCAUGAAAUUGGUCAUUCUUGGGUUGGAAACACAGUCACUUGUUCAGAUUGGGCUAACAUGUGGAUUAACGAGGGAUUCUGUACAUUCUUAGAAAGAAAGAUCCUUGAAUAAUACAACGGAGAAGACUACUCAAAGAUGUAUUCAUUCUUAUCCAAUGAUACAAUGUUUUAAUAGAUGGCCAGAUAUGGAAUGGAUCAUUCCUAUUCAUCAUUACAUCCAAACACUUCAGGAGAGAAUCCAGAUGACAGUUAAUCUGAAGUUCCAUAUAAUAAGGGAUAUUAAUUGUUGUUGUAUAUAGAAUAACAACUUGGAAAACAAAACUUCCAAAAAAUGUUACAAUAGUACAUCAUCCAAUUCAAGUGGCAAUCAAUUGAUGAAGAUGUCUUCUACAGAUAUUUAUUGUCCUGGAUAUCCACAAAUUUGGGCAAGGAUCAUGCAUCCAUCAAAGAAAUAAAAACAGUCUACAAAGAGUGGGUGUAUGUACCAGGAAAACCUCCAAGAACAUUGGAUUUCCACACUGAUGCCUACGACCAAGCAAUGGCUUUAGCCAAAGCAUGGUUAGAUAGUAAGGGUAACAAGGUACCAGAUAAUGCUGAGGAUUAUAAGAACUAUAUCUAUUAUCAAAAACAAUAGUUCUUGAAUGAAAUUGCAACAAAAUAUGUGGAAAUGACUGAUAAAAAUUACAAAUUGAUGGAUCAGACAUAUCAAUUGUCAGAUCUAAAGGAUUCCAGACUUCUAUACAGAUGGUUGAUUGGUUGUCUAAGAGGUAAGUUCUACGACAGAAUGGAAGUAAUUAAGCACUUCAUGGGAAAUCAUGGAGCAAGAUCUUGGUUAGUCAAUAUGUAUGGUACUUUGUUCAAGGACAAGCCAGACGUAGCUAGGGAAUGGUUUGCAGAAUAUAGAAGUUUCUAUCAUCCUUCUGUGGUUGAUGCUCUGGAAAAUGAAGUAUUUAAAACCAGUGUCGGACUUAGCGUACAAUGA
This is a messenger RNA of Paramecium tetraurelia, 1947 nucleotides long. RefSeq lists its product as uncharacterized. Gene Ontology annotation, cellular component: cytosol. Lineage: Eukaryota; Ciliophora; Oligohymenophorea; Peniculida; Parameciidae. The transcript has 4 exons. Gene Ontology annotation, molecular function: zinc ion binding; metallopeptidase activity. Gene Ontology annotation, biological process: proteolysis. The record is from RefSeq and is a predicted model, not a curated record.